CCUUCCCGCGCCUCGCAGUGACGGAGCCGCGGGUGGAAGAUGGCGGCCUGACGGGGGAGGCGGUGAAGAGACGGGCUGAAGUCAGCGUCGAGGAAAGAGCUGCAGGACGGAGGCUGGCCUGGGCGAGGGAGAAGGCAGGAAAACUGCAGUCGUUCAUCUUCGAGAGGGACUCGAGCUGAUCAUGUCCGGCUUGUGAAAACGUAACUCAUCGUAACGUGAAACGCAAUGUCCCUGUUGUUUACUCGUUCCAACUCAAUAGUUGCAGUGAAGAAGGAUAAAAGACACAUGGCUGAGGUAAAUGCCUCUCCACUGAAACAUUUUGUCACUGCAAAGAAGAAAAUCAAUGGUAUCUUUGAGCAGUUGGCUGCAUACAUCAAUGAGAGCUCCUUGUUCCUGGAAGAAACACAUAGGAACAUAGAGCUUGAUCCUGUCACCACGGAAGAGCAGGUACUGGAAGUCAAAGGCUACCUGUCAAAAGUCAGUGGUAUUAGUGAAGUGUUGGCAAGACGACACAUGAAAGUUGCUUUUUUUGGCAGGACAAGCAAUGGGAAAAGCACUGUCAUAAAUGCCAUGCUCUGGGACAAAGUUCUUCCUUCAGGAAUUGGACACACCACUAAUUGUUUCCUGCGUGUAGAAGGGACAGAUGGACAUGAAGCUUUCCUGCUUACUGAAGGCUCAGAGGAAAAAAAGAGUGUUAAGACAGUAAACCAGCUGGCUCAUGCCCUUCAUCAAGAUGAACUUCUGAAUGCUGGCAGCCUAGUCAGUGUAAUGUGGCCCAAUUCCAAAUGUCCUCUCUUGAAAGAUGACCUGGUGCUGAUGGACAGCCCUGGCAUUGAUGUAACCACAGAGCUGGACAGUUGGAUUGACAAAUUCUGCCUGGAUGCUGAUGUAUUUGUCCUGGUGGCAAAUUCUGAAUCAACAUUGAUGCAAACUGAGAAGCAGUUCUUCCACAAGGUGAACGAACGUCUGUCUAGACCCAAUAUAUUUAUUUUAAAUAACCGCUGGGAUGCCUCUGCUUCUGAGCCAGAAUACAUGGAAGAGGUGCGACGACAGCACAUGGAGCGAUGUACCAGUUUCCUGGUAGAUGAACUGGGUGUGGUGGAUCGAGCCCAGGCAGGGGAUCGAAUUUUCUUUGUGUCUGCAAAAGAAGUGCUGAAUGCAAGGAUUCAGAAGGCUCAAGGGAUGCCAGAGGGAGGUGGAGCACUGGCAGAUGGAUUUCAAGUAAGAAUGUUUGAGUUUCAGAACUUCGAGAGAAGAUUUGAGGAAUGCAUCUCGCAGUCAGCAGUAAAAACCAAGUUUGAGCAGCACACGGUGAGAGCAAAGCAGAUCGCGGAAGAUGUUCGUCUCAUCAUGGAUUCUGUGCAUAUUGCUGCCCAGGAACAGCGAGUUUAUUGUCUAGAAAUGCGAGAAGAGCGACAGGAUCGUUUGGGUUUUAUUGACAAACAGCUGGAGCUCCUUACUCAAGACUAUAAGAGGAAAAUAAAACAGAUCACAGAGGAAGUGGAGAGGCAGGUGUCAAAUGCAAUGGCAGAAGAAAUCAGACGGCUUUCAGUGUUGGUAGAUGAAUACCAAGCAGACUUCCAUCCAUCUCAAGUAGUUCUCAAAGUUUACAAGAGUGAGCUGCAUAAGCACAUUGAGGAAGGCCUGGGUCGGAACAUGUCAGAUCGUUGCUCCAAUGCCAUCACAGCUUCCCUGCAGACAAUGCAGCAAGAAAUGAUAGAUGGUUUAAAACCUCUUCUCCCAGUCUCGUUGCGUGGCCAGAUAGACAUGUUAGUUCCUCGGCAGUGCUUCACACUCAGCUAUGAUCUGAACUGUGACAAGCUUUGUGCUGACUUCCAAGAGGACAUAGAAUUCCAUUUCUCUCUUGGAUGGACAAUGCUGGUGAACAGGUUUUUGGGACCAAAGAAUGGUCGACGGGCCUUGAUGGGCUAUAAUGACCAGAUUCAACGCCCUUUAACACCAGCAAAUCCCAGUCUGCCUCCUUUGCCUCAAGGCUCUAUGACCCAGGAAGAGCUCAUGGUGUCGAUGGUGACUGGACUGGCCUCACUAACUUCCCGAACUUCCAUGGGGAUCAUCGUGGUCGGAGGCGUGGUCUGGAAGGCUGUGGGUUGGAGGCUGAUUGCUCUCUCGUUUGGCCUUUAUGGGCUCCUUUACGUGUACGAGCGCCUCACCUGGACCACCAAAGCAAAAGAGCGCGCUUUCAAACGGCAGUUCGUGGAGUACGCCGGGGAGAAGCUGCAGCUCAUUGUCAGCUACACAGGUUCCAACUGCAGCCACCAAGUCCAACAAGAGCUUGCUGGAACAUUUGCUCAUUUGUGUCAGCAAGUGGAUGUCACACGGGAGAAUCUUGAGCAGGAAAUUUCUGCCAUGAAUAAAAAAAUUGAAAUUCUGGAUUCACUGCAGAGCAAAGCGAAACUGCUCAGGAAUAAAGCAGGUUGGCUUGACAGUGAACUCAACAUGUUCACGCAUCAAUACCUGCAGCAAAGCAGAUAGUGUGGAAAGAAGAGAAAACCAACACUGUUUCCUGUCAGUGCUCUCUUAAUUACUGCAGAGAACAUGGUGGGUGAUGGAAUUCCCUCAAGGGAACGAGCAAGAGCCUAUUGCUACGUUUCCAGUGUUGUGUGAACAAUAGGAUUCUGCUUCCCUGUUUGUGUCCCACCUCUAAACACUAGCUGUUUAUAACUCCUCUUUUUCCUCCUUGUGAGACCUGGCUACUUCAGAAGGAAUGUGUGCUUCAUACAUUUACAGGGGGCUUUUUAAAGCAAAACCAAAUACAGUAACAAAUCUAAAACAAAUGUUUGUCAGGUUAAAAGUUAUUCUGACAUGUCCUUAUGGAGUCAUUCAUUUUGCUACGUGGUGACAACUUUUGACUUCCAAGCCCCAGGUUUAUGUAUGUGUGACAAGCAGCCAUUUGCCUAAAGACAGAUCCCACACACACAGAUGUAAUGGUAUCACAAUGCAUUUAUAGCCUAUGCAGGCCUAUCCCCUAGGUUAAUACUCUGUUACUAUAGGCCAGGACAGAAAUCACCGUGGCCCUUCAUAGGAAGAUUUAUUACUGUCAGUUUGUUUAAACCUAUGAACAAAACAUAGUUCUCUUCUGGAGCAAAAGGGACUAAGAUUUUGCUUUGGUAAGCUUACUGUCUUUGGAAUUAGUUUCUUCCUCUUAAGAGCACUUCAAUAAUGCAGUCUGGCCUGUUUCAUGUCAUGGACAAAGACAAGUAGCUCCUGUGAAGGGGAUAGUGCUGAUAAUCUGGCAUCUUGUUGAGGAAGAGAAAUAGGAAAGAGAAGCUAGUUGACAGAAGAAUGUGAUGAACUGUUUUAUGAGAUAAAUUGAUGAGUGUGGGGUUUUUUUUGGAAAUGCACAGCUAUGUUUCUAGAAGCAGGCCUCUGGAAUUCCAUUACCACUAUUUGUCCACAAGAACAGCAUGUGGAUUACAAGCUGGAAGAGAUUUUGCUCAUGUAGAGUUCCCAUAGAAUUUUGCAGUCUGUAGUAAUAUGAUUUGAUGUUGUUCCUCUUCUAAGUAUGAGAAUGAGCUGGUAAGUGCAGCUCUUGUGGGGCAGGGAGAGAGACUUGCCCCUUGUGUUUCAUGCCAGGGCAAGAGUGGAUUAAGGCAACUUGUUUUUUCAAAGAUGUUCUGUAUUUGCAAAUGGAUGAAAUUAAUUGUUGAGUUUUGCCCUAAAGCCAUUUUGAAUUUGGAGUUUAAGAUUUGAGAAUUGUUAAGGACUUCAGUCUGUUCCAUUUGGAGAAAUUACCACUGAUUUCAGUAGUAAGAGGAUUAGGUUCCUAUGUUGCAAAGUUUCUUUUCCACUUAGUGGGUCAAUAUUUUGCUAUCUUUUGGGUACAACCUUUCUGUUCCCCACAAAAUAUCUGAGGAAUCCAGAAUCAGAUCCUGUAUUCCUGAGGUUAGUGACAACCUAAAUCUGUUCAGCACCAAACUUCAGAGAACAUGGGCUAUCUUUGAGCAGGUCCCAGCUGAAUUCUCAACUACUAACAGUGAUUUGUUUUUUUUCCUGUUGACAAUGAGACUUUCCACUUGAAAAUGGUAUCAGCUGCCUUGGGAUUUCUUGUUCAUGCUCAGGUGUGAACAUGUGCAUGUGACAAGUCCCCUGUUUUAUGUGUCACAGAAGUUCCAGAAAGAAGCCUGACUUGUGAGUAGUAAAAAUAGUGAAAUACCAGUAAGUACUUUAGGCUAUUCUAAGAUCUGCAGUAAGACUUGAAGUAUCUUGAUAAUGUAGGAGCGGGUAGUGAGACUCUUGUUAUGUCCCCAGAAUGCAGGAAGCAAAGCAAACUUUUCACUUCAUUAGCUUUGCAUCCAACCCAAACUUGAAAAGCCGUUUUCAUCAGAGGGCUUCACUGGUCUUGGUUGGUUUCUUCAGGCAACCACCAGAACUUAAAGCUUGGAUCAGAUCUGAGAAUGAGGAAGUAAAAUUUUGAGUCUUUGCCUUUGGAAAUGUGAUCUCUAGGCUUGUGGUGAAGUAUACUGGAGUAAGUGGAAUCAUCUACUGUUACCCUGCUGCAGGUACUAUGUGAAUAAAUUCAGAUCUCUAGUUUCUCAGGCUAUCACAUACACAUUUAUAAUAGGCUAUAUAUUAACACUAUUGAGUUAAAGCAUUAAGCUCAUCCCUAAUACACCAGGAAAUUGUCAGUUCCAGGUAGAGGGAGAUGAUUAAGUAUUGCUGCUCAGCAGCUCUGGGCUACCUGAAAUGCUGACCUUGCUUUUGAAGCCACGUGCUGUUAGCAUCCCUUCAGUGGGCCUUUAAGGGAAAUGGGACACAUGAGCUUGUCUCUAAGCCAGUGACCUGUAAAGGGAAAAGAGAUUGAUGGGUUCUUAGAAUCUGGUGUGUUGCCAAUGUGUGUGUUUCUGAUACUGUUCAGAUUUUGGUGAUAGAGGCAUUCUCACGGUAAUGCUGAAACCUAUACAACAGGGAAAAGAACCACUUGAUUUUUUUAAGAAGCAAAACUGUUAACAUGGCAGGAAAAAGUUUUUAUCUAUGUGUGUAACCCUUGUCCCUAGAAGCCCAAGUGAUAGAGAAUCAAUCUUUUGAGAGGCCUAUGAGCUGGAUUCCUCUUAAAGAAAACAUAGCUGUACUUCUUUAAUUCAGAGUGGUGGAGGAAUGAACACUAUCAACAAGGAGGCUGUUCUCUGCUUUUCAUAAACACAGAAAACUAAUCCUUAGGUUGGGUCAUUCCAAACCAAUCUUUCCCAAACUCUUUUUAAAGAAGGUCAGCUAAAGGCACUUUAUCUUAUUGCUGCUACUUAUUUUUCUCAUUUUGUUAUGUUGAUGGAGCUCUUCGAAAUACUCUUACCAGUGAGUUUUCUUUCUGCUGUAUUUAAGGUGAUACAUUUGCAUGAAUUAUUCCUGUAUCAAUGCUGUAAACAGUGGAAACCAAAUAAAAGUUAAUUGGAAAACUA
Molecule: messenger RNA, 5414 nt
Organism: Apus apus (common swift)
Lineage: Eukaryota; Metazoa; Chordata; Aves; Apodiformes; Apodidae
Gene: MFN2
Product: mitofusin 2
Exons: 19
Coding region: 226-2493 (755 amino acids)
Biological process (GO): mitochondrion localization; mitochondrial fusion
Cellular component (GO): mitochondrial outer membrane
Molecular function (GO): GTPase activity; GTP binding
Source: RefSeq, a predicted model, not a curated record